Molecule: messenger RNA, 657 nt
Organism: Sordaria macrospora k-hell
Lineage: Eukaryota; Fungi; Ascomycota; Sordariomycetes; Sordariales; Sordariaceae
Source: RefSeq, a predicted model, not a curated record
AUGGAUGAGGAUUAUUACCGGUACUGGUACCAAGUCUUGGCCGGCCAGGUGCCCUGGCCGGACCCAAAUCAUCCGGAUCCGGCCAACGUGGGCGCAAAUGUCGUGCCCUUUCCUCCCGAACAGCACGCGCCCGUCGAGAACCCGCAAGUUGAGAUCCCGCCCAUCCAGAACCCGUCCGUCGAGAAUCCACCCGGCCAGCACGCACCCGAGCAAGCUGCUGCUCACAACAGCCCAAACCCCAACGGGGUUCCCCUUGCCCCGCCUGCGCCUUCUGCAGUCAUUAACAAUAUUUACAACUUUAAUGCUCCGGUGCAGCUUGGGGAUCAGGGACUUCCUCGACCCAUGCCGCUCCACUUCAACAUUCACGGCGGCGGUUACGUGAACGGUGGCAACGCACACGGCGGAAAUGUCCAGCACAACCAGCUAAGCGGCGGCAACCACAACGACGACUUGAACUGUACGAAUGUCCAGAACAAUCACUUGAGCAGCGGCAAGCAUCAGAACAACGAAUUCGGUGGCAAUAACGUUGGAGUUGACGCGGUCCCCGCUCCGAACCCGGCUCUGGCCCCGGCCCGUGUUAUCAAGACGGGAGUUUAUGGUGUUAUGAGGAGUUUGUUGCUACGAAGCAUCCUGGAGGAGGAGAUCGGGUUUGUUUAA